Molecule: messenger RNA, 984 nt
Organism: Helicoverpa zea (corn earworm)
Lineage: Eukaryota; Metazoa; Arthropoda; Insecta; Lepidoptera; Noctuidae
Product: acyl-coenzyme A thioesterase 13-like
Exons: 3
Coding region: 109-537 (142 amino acids)
Molecular function (GO): fatty acyl-CoA hydrolase activity
Source: RefSeq, a predicted model, not a curated record
UGGCUAAUGAAAUUGGAUUAUGUCAAUAACAGCUGAUCAAUUAUAACCUGUGAAUAUGAAUACAAUGUAAAUACAGCAGAUAAACUUUUAUUUAAAUAAUUUAGCAGAAUGGCGAGCAAAGGUGUAGCAAUUGCUGAACUGUUUACCAAAGCCGUUGCCACCACUAAGUGCUUUGAUCAAAAUCUUCGUAAGGUGAAGGUGGUAUGCUGUGGAGAUGGCAGAAUGGUGACAGAAUUCCAAGUGGGUCCGGAGCAUUUGAACCAAAGAGGUACACUACACGGUGGGUUCAUCGCUCAUCUGGUAGAUGCGGUCUCCACUUAUGCGUUGACCACUAAUGAAAAAGUGGAUACGAGAGGAGUGUCUGUAGAACUUAAUGUCAGCUACAUGUCUGCAGCCCGAGAAGGUGACAAUGUGGAGGUUGAAGCCAUCACAAAGAAGAUCGGAAAAAAGAUAGCCUUUUUAGAAGUCCAAGUUAAAAAUAAAGAUAAGAAUCAAUUGCUGGCAACCGGUAGACAUACCAAAUAUAUAGGAAUCUAAAGCAAUAAACUUAUGUAGAUAAAAUCCUGCAAAAGUAUCUAUCUGUCUUAAUGUAGCCAGUAGCGCUUAUAUACGCCAAAACUACUGAACCAAUUUAGAUGAAUUUUGGUACACUGAUUAUUCUAUACCCUGAGAUAGGACAUGACCUACUGUGCCGCACGCAUGCGAAAAAAUUUUUUUCUAGAGCGAAUUCAUUAUUCAUUCUUGUAGUGUUUAUACAUAUGUCUUAUUUAUAAGCCUAAAGCAAACGAAGUCAAGGGCCCAGCUAGUUCUGUACCUAAUAGUGAGUUAAUUGUUCAUAGAAACAAGCAUGUUGUACAAAGUAGUACCUAGUAGUAAUUAAUAAGAAUUUUACGAGGUAUUUAUUAGCAAACAGAUUUUAUGUUGCGUUUCUCAUUAUUUACUUUAUUAGCAAUAUACCAAUCAAUAUACUUAGUGACAAAAUAA